GGACAAGUGGGCGUGUCCGAGUGCUGAGAGGAGAGGACAUUCCGGCUGAUGCUGGCGCUAAUAACGGAGCACAUUUCUUCCAAUAUUCCAACUACGAGCAAGUCCUGCAGUGGACAGUGUGAGGUGUCACCAUGCCGCUGGUCAAGAGGAACAUCCACCCACGUCACCUCUGCCGGGGAGAACUCCCUGAGGGCAUCGGCAGUGAGCUGGAGUGUGUGAUGAACAACACUCUGUCUGCCAUCAUCCGCCAGCUCAGCAGCCUCAGCAAACAUGCAGAGGACAUAUUUGGCGAGCUGUUCAAGGAGGCCAACACCUUCUACCUGCGUGCCAACUCUCUGCAGGACCGCAUCGAUCGGCUGGCCGUCAAGGUGACGCAGCUGGACUCCACGGUGGAGGAAGUUUCCCUGCAGGACAUCAACAUGAGGAAGGCCUUCAAGAGCUCCACCACUCAGGACCAGCAGGUGGUGUCCAAGAGCAGCGUGCCCAACCCUGUGAAGGAGAUGUACAACCUGAGUGACAAGCCGCCGCCCCUCAGCAUCCUCUCAUCCUACAGGGACGACCACAAGGAGGCGCUGAAGUUCUACACCGACCCCUCCUACUUCUUUGACCUGUGGAAGCAGAAGAUGCUGCAGGACACGGAGGACAAGAGGAAGGAGAAGCGCAAGCAGAAGGAGCAGAGGCGCGGUGUGGACGGCACGCUGCAGAGGGAGGUGAAGAAGGUGCGCAAGGCCAGGAACCGCCGACAGGAGUGGAACAUGAUGGCUCUGGACAAGGAGCUGAGGCCGGACCACCGCCACACCAUCCACAGAGACCGAGGGGCGUCCUCUGAGGGCUCGCUGUCUCCAGAGAACAGGGUUGGAGACCACUAUGCCAACGCCUUGAACCACGCCGGCCACGCCCACACCUACUCGGGCCCCCCGCCCAGCGUCCUGGCAGCACACAUGGGCCACGCCCCUGGCGCUGGAAGGGGCAGGGGCGUGGCUUAUCAGGGGGGCACGCUGGGCCGCACCCACCACCACGCGGCGCUGCCUCCUCCACCUGUGGAGGCCAUGAACGGGGGCUCGGCCUCCCUCCCCCCCAUGGACUACAGCAUGGAGGGCUAUGCCAACACAGGACCACCUCCCCCGCCCCCCGCCCCCCUCAUCCCCUCUGCCCAAACCGCCUUCGCCUCACCACCUGGAGGUCCUGUGUCUCCUGGACCAAUGGUUGGCAGCGGGGCCUAUGCCCCCCUUGCACCACCUCAGGCUGUGCCACCGCCUCCUGGUCCCCCGCCACCUCUUGUGCCAGCCGGUGCCUACAAGAUGGAGGGCAGCGUGGUCAAUGAUGCCCGCAGUGACCUGCUGGCGGCCAUUCGUAUGGGCAUCCAGCUGAAGAAGGUGCAGGAGCAGCAGGAGCAGCAAGCCAAGAGGGAACCUGUGGGGAACGACGUGGCCACCAUCUUGUCUCGCCGCAUUGCUGUGGAAUACUCUGAUUCUGAGGACGAGUCGGAGCUGGAGGACAACGAUUGGUCCGACUGACGGAGGACAACGAUUGGUCCGACUGACCGUUGGCCCGACUGACGGAGGACAACGAUUGGUCCGCCUGACGGUUGGUUCGACUGAUGGAGGACAACAAUCGGUCCGACUAACUGUUGGUCUGACUGACGGAGGACAACGUUUGGUCAGACUGACUGUUGGUCCCACUGAUGGAGGACAACAAUUAGUCUGACUGACGGUUGGUCCGACUGACGGAGGACAACGAUCGGUCCGACUGACGGUCGGUCCGACUGCCUGUUGGUCCGACUGACUGUUGGUCCGACUGAUGGAGGACAACGAUUGGUCCGACUGACGGUUGGUCCGACUGACAGUUGUCCGACUGACGUAGGACAACGAUCGGUCCAACUGACUGUUGGUCCGACUGACGGAGGACAAUGAUUGGUCCGACUGACGGUUGGUCUGACUGACUGAGGACAACGAUCGGUCCAACUGACUGUUGGUCCGACUGACGGAGGACAACGAUUGGUCAGACUGAUUGUUGCUCCGACUGAUGGAGGACAACGAUCGGUCCGACUGACGGAGGACAACGAUCGGUCCGACUGACGGUCGGUCCGACUGCCUGUUGGUCCGACUGACUGUCGGUCCGACUGAUGGAGGACAACGAUUGGUCCGACUGACGGUUGGUCUGACUGACAGUUGGUCCGACUGACGUAGGACAACGAUCGGUCCGACUGACUGUUGAUCCGACUGACGGAGGACAACGAUUGGUCCAACUGACAGAGGACAAUGAUUGGUCCGACUGACGGUUGGUCUGACUGACUGAGGACAACGAUUGGUCCAACUGACAGAGGACAAUGAUUGGUCCGACUGACGGUUGGUCUGACUGACUGAGGACAACGAUCGGUCCGACUGACUGUUGGUCCGACUGACGGAGGACAACGAUUGGUCAGACUGAUUGUUGCUCCGACUGACGGAGGACAACGAUUGAUCCAACUGACGGAGGACAAUGAUUGGUUUGACUGACGGUUGGUUUGACUGACGGUUGGUCCGACUGACGGAGGACAACGAGUGGUCCAACUGACGUUUGGUCCAUGACUGUUGGUCCGACUGACCGAGGACAACGAUUGGUCAGACUGACUGUUGGUCCGACUGACGGAGGACAACGAUUGGUCCGACUGGCUGUUGGUCCGACUGACCGUUGGUCUGACUGACUGUUGGUCCGACUGAUGGAGGACAACGAUUGGUCCAACUGACGGAGGACAAUGAUUGAUCAGACUGACUGUUGGUCCGACUGACUGUUGGUCCGACUGACGGAGGACAACGAUUGGUCAGACUGACUGUUGGUCCGACUGACGGAGGACAACGAUUGGUCAGACUGACUGUUGGUCCGACUGAUGGAGGACAACGAUUAGUCUGACUGACGGUUGGUCCGACUGAUGGAGGACAACGAUUGGUCCGACUGACGGUUGGUCCGACUGACGUAGGACAACGGUCGGUCAACUGACGGUCGGUCCGACUGACGGAGGACAACGAUUGGUCCAACUGACGGUUGGUCCGACUGACGGAGGACAAUCAUUGGUCAGACUGACUGUUGGUCCGACUGACGGAGGACAGAGAUUGGUUUGACUGACUGUUGGUCCGACUGACGGAGGACAACGAUUGGUUUGACUGAUUGUUGGUCCGACUGCCUGUUGGUCAGACUGACAGAGGACAACGAUUGGUUUGACUGACUGUUGGUCCGACUGACUGUUGGUCUGACUGACGGAGGACAAUAAUUGGUCCAACUGAUGGAGGACAACGAUUGGUCUGACUGACUGUUGGUCCGACUGACGUAGGACAACGAUUGAUCAGACUGACUGUUGGUCAGACUGACGGAGGACAACGAUUGGUCCGACUGACGGUUGGUCCGACUGACCGUUGGUCCGACUGACUGUAUGUCCGACUGACUCAACGAUUGGUCAGACUGACGGUUGGUCUGACUGACUGUUGGUCCGACUGACGGAGGACAAUGAUUGGUCCGACUGACUGUUGGUUUGACUGACCG
Nerophis lumbriciformis (worm pipefish) is the source of this 3519-nucleotide messenger RNA. It is a transcript of the gene wasf3b, whose product is annotated as WASP family member 3b. Gene Ontology annotation, biological process: positive regulation of Arp2/3 complex-mediated actin nucleation; actin cytoskeleton organization. Gene Ontology annotation, cellular component: SCAR complex; cytoskeleton. The record is from RefSeq and is a predicted model, not a curated record. NCBI's taxonomy places the organism in Eukaryota, Metazoa, Chordata, Actinopteri, Syngnathiformes, Syngnathidae. Gene Ontology annotation, molecular function: actin binding; Arp2/3 complex binding; protein kinase A regulatory subunit binding.